UUUGCCGGGUAGUUUAGGUACAGAGGCAGAAGCUCGCAGGCGGUUGUACCUGACCAUAGCCAUAACGUACAUGGCAUCGCUGUCGUUUGGAUUCUCCGUGGCUUACUCGUCGCCAGCGCUUCCAAGCAUACGGAAGAGCAUGGAGUUCAGCGCGACCGAAAGUGACUGGUUCGGCUCUCUUGUCAUGCUGGGUGCAGUCUUAGGAGGCCUGGGUGGUGGUCGUCAACUGAACGCUAUCGGCCGUCGCGGCACCCUGAUCGCCUCGUCACUCUGGUUCAUGGUAGGUUGGAUGUGCCUGGUGGUGGCCACCCCUAAGGCGGCGCUGUUUGUCGGCCGCCUGCUCACGGGCGUCGGCACCGGCAUUGUUGCGCUCACCGUCAGCGUAUUCAUCUCGGAGAUCUCACCAGCCAACCUGCGGGGCCAGCUGAACACGGGAGCCAAUCUGAUUCUUUGCGGCGGUAUUCUGGCCGUCUUCGUGCUCGGCAAGUUCCUAAGCUUCUGGCUCCUGGCCGCCUGCUGUCUGACACCUGCGGCCGCUAUGAGCAUCGCGUUAUUCUGGUGCCACGAAUCACCACGCUGGCUGCUUAAGAACAAUCAACGACGCAGCGCGGCGGCAGCGCUGCGCUUUUACUUUGGUCCCGGCGCCGCGACCGAGUUGGCCACAUUGGAAACAGCCCUGUCGCGUAUGCAUGGUAUUGCGAGCUUCUCGCUGCGAGAUCUGACGUCACGGCGCGUGUACCGGUCUUUUCUCUGUGUCCUGCUGAUUAUGUCGAUGCAGCAACUCUCGGCCAUUGCCGCGAUCAUCACGUUCACACAGGACAUUUUCGAAGACGCCGGUACAGCCGUGUCUCCCGAGGACUCUGCUAUUAUUCUGGCAUUUAUACAGAUGGUGAUGGUAGGAGUAGCCACCGUUCUCGCUGACCGCGUUGGCCGCAAAAUUCUUCUCAUGUUUUCGACGAUACUGUCAUCGGUGUGUCUCGGCGCACUCGGCCUGUCCUUCAGCUUGAAGGCAAGCGUGGGCGACAGCUUCAAGGAGGACUACGGUUGGUUGCCUUUGACAAGCCUCGGCCUCUACUUUGUCGGCUACUCCGUGGGCCUGGGCCCGUUGCCCUGGGUACUUCUUGGCGAGAUGAUUCCCCUGAAGGCCAGAGCAUUUGCAACGGGAACUUGCACAGCUAUCUUAUUUGCCGAGGGUUUCAUUGUGACCUUGAGCUACAACGGUAUGCGUGCUAUCCUGGGCGUAGCUGGAACAUUCGGGUUCUAUGGAGCAUCUCUUGCCGUUUGUUUUGUUCUUUUGGUCGUAUUCGUCCCUGAGACCGGAGGAAAGAACUUAGAGGGAAUCGAGCAAUUGUUUGGCGGGACUUCAUCGUCGCCACACGAGUCACUGAUGAAGAACAAAGAUCAGAAUGUGGGCUAGUU
This is a messenger RNA of Rhipicephalus sanguineus (brown dog tick), 1419 nucleotides long. RefSeq names its product facilitated trehalose transporter Tret1. Gene Ontology annotation, biological process: transmembrane transport. Gene Ontology annotation, cellular component: membrane. NCBI's taxonomy places the organism in Eukaryota, Metazoa, Arthropoda, Arachnida, Ixodida, Ixodidae. Gene Ontology annotation, molecular function: transmembrane transporter activity. The record is from RefSeq and is a predicted model, not a curated record. The transcript is spliced from 3 exons. Bases 71 to 1417 code for a protein of 448 amino acids.